Messenger RNA from Knipowitschia caucasica, 1659 nucleotides. The record is from the annotation of a GenBank genome assembly. Lineage: Eukaryota; Metazoa; Chordata; Actinopteri; Gobiiformes; Gobiidae.
AUGGGCAUCUGCAUCCAGCAGUGGGAGAACUACACCUGCGACUGCUCCAUGACCUCCUACACAGGGACCCAGUGCAACGACCCUGGGACCACCUACAUCUUUGGGAAAGGAGGGGGCCUGAUCACCUAUAACUGGCCGGCCAACGAGCGGCCCAGCACCAGGACAGACCGGCUGACCGUGGGCUUCAGCACUUCCCUGAAAGAGGGGAUCCUGGUUCGGAUCGACAGUGCUGCGGGUCUAGGAGACUAUCUCAUGCUACACAUACAACAAGGUAAAAUCGGCGUGACGUUCAACGUCGGCACGGUGGACAUCACUGUGCAGGAGAGCACCAUCGCUGUGAAUGAUGGGAAGUACCAUGUGGUGCGCUUUACCAGGAACGGGGGCAAUGCCACGCUCCAGGUGGACAACUGGGCUAUUAACGAACACUUCCCAACAGCAACUAGUGAUUCGGAACGCUACCAAAUGGCAAAUAAGAAAAUUCCUUUUAAAUACACUCGACCUGUAGAAGAGUGGCUUCAAGAAAAGGGUCGUCAGCUGACCAUCUUCAACACCCAGGCAACCGUGUCCAUUGGGGGCAGUGACCGUGGUCGACCGUUCCAGGGCCAGCUCUCCGGUCUGUACUAUAAUAGCCUAAAAGUUCUGGGCAUGGCAGCCGAGGGAAACCCCCACAUCCGCAUCAAUGGCAGUGUGCGGCUGGUGGGGGACGUCUCGAGUGCCGGCUCUGGGAGGAGCACGGCCACGCCCCCGGAUGGAUCCAGUUCAUUCAUGGAGACCACCACCAUGAUGUCGACUACAACUGCCCGCAAACACCGCUCAUCCUCCACCACCCAGCAUACCACAGAUGACAUGGUGUCAUCGGCAGAGUGCUCCAGUGAUGAUGAAGACCUGGAUGAGUGUGAGAGCAGCGUUGCAGGAGGUGAAUUAGCCAACACAAUAUUUCAGGAUCCAUUAGCACCCCUCGUUUUAGCUCCCUGCACCCUCCACCCGUCACUCAGCCCACCACUCACCCCUCCCAUUAAUGAGACCACCAAAGAGCCAAGGCCAGUGCGGUGCGGGCCCCGUGCUUGUCGGACCGAGGCAGCGAUGAUUGUGAUGAUGAUGGCUCCUAUGGUUCUGGCAAAGCGUUCAAGUCAGACCUGCUCCCUUCUGACGAUAAGAAGAUUUGUACACCUCACCCGACCAGAGCCGCACCACCACCACCUCUGCCUCCGCCGCAACCUCCUCACAACUGAAAUGAAUAGCCUCCAGUUCAGCCUGACCUAUUUUGCUUCCAUUGCCCACACCCUUUGUGGUACAGAGCACAAUGCGAGGGGCGCUUUAAUAAUCUCCCCCAUGUCCCAUGAUAUACCCACAGCACUCCCCACAGAGCCGGGCGUCAGGCAGCUCCCAGGGCCCUCAGAGGUGGUUCGAGAGUCUAGCAGCACCACAGGGAUGGUCAUCGGAAUAGUAGCCGCUGCAGCCCUGUGCAUCCUCAUCCUGCUGUACGCCAUGUACAAGUACAGGAACAGGGACGAAGGCUCCUACCAGGUGGACGAAAGCCGCCACUACAUAACCAACUCCGCUGUCCAGAGCAAUGGCAACAUCAUGAAGGACAAACAGCAGAGUCUGAAAGGCAGCCACAAGAAGCAGAAGAACAAGGACAAAGAGUACUAUGUGUGA